This is a messenger RNA of Closterium sp. NIES-65, 2400 nucleotides long. The record is from the annotation of a GenBank genome assembly. NCBI's taxonomy places the organism in Eukaryota, Viridiplantae, Streptophyta, Zygnematophyceae, Desmidiales, Closteriaceae.
AUGCACCCGUCAUUCCACGUGUCGCUUCUUCGUCCUUACACCGAUCCCAACGCCACCUUCUCGGGCCGUGACCGCACUCCACUGCCGGUAGCUGUUGACACCGACGAGCCCGACUUCCAGAUCCAGCGCAUCCUCAGGCACCGUCGCCGUCUCCAGGGGGGUGUCCCUUUCAUCGACUUCUUGGUUCGUUGGCGUGGUUAUGACGCAGCAGACGACAGCUGGGUUCCUUCGUCCUCGCUGUCUCCCGACAACGCUUGCCUCCAAGCGUACCUCCAGUCUGCAGGCGCCGCGGACGUCGCCUCCUUGGGAGGGGGGUACGAGGACUCGCUAGCAGCAGCGGGCGGCCCGCAGUACGAGGACUCGCUAGCAGCAGCGGGCGGCCCGCAGUAUCUGGAGCACCUCAACCUGCCGCCCUCCUGCGCGCCCAUCUACCUCUUCCUCCUCGCCAGGCACGGAGCUAGGGAGCCCACCAAGCGUCGUGUGCACCAGUUGAACGAGCUCGCGCCCAAGCUCAGACGCACCUUUGCUGCUGCCAGCAUUGCUGCCUCUAGAAAAUCUGUUGCUGCCGCUGCACCUGUCCCUCCAGAUUCCUCUACCUCUGCAGCCACAUCUGCAGCAGCUGGGUCGUCUUGGAGCCUCCGCCUCACACAGUGGAUGAGAGGGUACCGGUCGCCAUGGGAGGGCAUGCAGGGGGGAGGCGAGCUGCUGACUGAGGGCGAGGAGGAGCUGUAUCGCAUGGGCGGGCGGUUCAGGAGGCGCUUUCCCUCACUGCUUGGGGGCGUGUAUCACAGCAAGGCGGUGAAACUGUUCUCCACGCAGGGAAGGCGAGCUGGUGAAGGGCAGGUGAGCAGGUGCAGGAGGGCGAGGAGAGCUGUACCGCAUGGGUGGGCGGUUCAAGAGGCGCUUUCCCUCUCUGCUUGGGGGCGUGUAUCACAGCAAGGCGGUGAAACUGUUCUCCACGCAGGUCGCCCGUUCAGCAGCCAGUGCAGUCGCGUUCGCCAUUGUCCUCCUAGAGAACUCCGGCUCCCUCACGCGCGCGCGCCUCAACCUCUUCCAAGGUCAUGCCUAUCUCCUCCAUCCCUCUUUCGGCCAUCCCAUUCCUCUCCCCACCCACCCGCACCCCAUCAGGUAGCGCGCGCAGCAGCCAGUGCAGUCGCCUUCGCCAUCGGCCUCCUAGAGGGCUCUGGCUCUCUCACGCCCGCGCGCCUCCGCGCCUUCCCGGUGAUUUCCGAAACCCAGGAAGGCGACACGAAGCUUCGUUUCCACAACCUGUGCGGCGCGUACGUGGCUGUGAAGGAGAACGCACAGGGGCGGCUGGAUGAAGGGUGGGAGGAUUUAUGGGGGGAAAUUGCCCAGGAUAUUAACAAACAGCUUGGGCUAGUCUCUGAAUCACCCGAGGCACAAAAGAGAGAGGAGGGGGUGCGAGGGGAGGUUGCAGGAGAUGGGAAUGAACAGUUGGGGUUGGGGUAUGAUGAGGGGUUGGUGGGGAAUGGAAUGGACGGUCAGGAUGCGGCGCUGGAGGCCGCUGGUGUUGAUCUGACGGCGUAUGAUGUGAGUGGGCUGUGGCUGCAGUGCAAGCACGAGGCAGGGGUUCUGCUGAGAGGAGGGGGGGGUGAGGGGAGAGAAGGAGCGGACGAGGGUGAUCACCAGGUCUCGGCCUCCCGCGCGUGUGGCCUGUUCUCGGCGCGCCACCUGGCGGUGCUGGAGUGGAUUGAUGACGUGGACACGUUCAUGCAGAAGGGGUAUGGGCGGGAGAUUAACUACCACAUGGGUCUAAACCUGCUGCAGGAACUAAGCGAGAAAAUGGUCAAUGCGCGGCUUAGGAGGCUCUGGGAGGAAGGGCGCUUGGGGGCGGCAGCAGAUGGGGUGGGGGAAGGGGGAGUUGGGAGCGGUGGGGUGGGUGGGAAGGAGGAGAAGGAAGAGGGGAAGGUGGGGAAGGAAGGGAAGGAGGGGGAAGGGAGGGUAGGGAAGAAGGGGAAGAAGGGGAAGAAAGGGAAGAAGGAGAAGGAGGGGUGGAGGGAUGGGGUGAGGGAGAGGGCUGCUUUGCACUUUGGUCAUGCAGAGACAGUCAUUCCGUUUGCAUGCCUCCUGGGACUGUACAAACCAGACUCCCCUACUGAGGCUGCCAAUAACAAGGACACACGUGAACACCAGAAGCCCGAUGAGCAGCAGCAGCAGCAGCAGCAGCAGCAGAAGGAAGAAAACCGCAGUGACAAGUACGACGUGCUAAUGGCGAAGGUGGUCGCUACAAUCACACAGCAGUUCGCCCCACCGGUGCCUCUGCCGCCCGCCCCUCCAUUGCACCGGCGAUGGCAGGCCAGCCAAAUCGCACCCUAUGCUGCCAACACGGCUGUCAUCCUCUUCAGGUGCGUGCCGCAGGUAACUAGAUUCGAUGGUUAA